Paralichthys olivaceus (Japanese flounder) is the source of this 1203-nucleotide messenger RNA. RefSeq names its product ERH mRNA splicing and mitosis factor (gene erh). The record is from RefSeq and is a predicted model, not a curated record. NCBI's taxonomy places the organism in Eukaryota, Metazoa, Chordata, Actinopteri, Pleuronectiformes, Paralichthyidae.
UACGCUCAACAACCGGAAGCAGACGUUUUUCAUUUCCGGUGAACAUUUCUGCUCAAACAGCUGCAUCGCACGGGGGAUUGUGAAGCAACAAACCGCGAAUUUUGUACAGUUUUCCAUCUCAAAUAAGUAGAAAACGUCUCCGGUCCACACAAACAUGUCGCACACAAUUUUGCUCGUCCAACCAACCAAGAGACCUGAGGGCCGCACAUACGCUGACUAUGAGUCAGUGAAUGAAUGUAUGGAAGGUGUGUGCAAAAUGUAUGAAGAGCAUCUGAAGAGGAUGAAUCCAAACAGUCCCUCCAUCACUUAUGACAUCAGUCAGCUGUUUGACUUCAUCGACGACUUGGCCGAUCUUAGCUGUCUUGUGUACAGAGCUGACACCCAGACAUACCAACCAUACAACAAAGACUGGAUCAAGGAGAAGAUUUAUGUCCUCCUGCGACGUCAGGCUCAGCAGGCGGCAAAGUAAAGGCGUCAGUGACAGGUUGUCCUGCUACACACACCUGGAAGGAGUUUACACUGCACUACAUUUCCACAGCAUCUUAUAGAUCUGUGUAUAUGGACAACAUUGUCAGUUUGAUAAGGGGUGGGUUUUCACAUUAUACUAUACAUUGGAAAAGGUUCUGGUUUCAAAAAUUGAGUAACAUGGGACAUUUGGGCUUUAUAUUGAAAUGGAGUUGUGCUCUGCAGCACCGAUGUUUGUUACAUCAAGAGGAUAGAGGUGUGGAUGGCUGCAGGUUGGAGUGGGCGAUCUAACAGUUGAUAUCGUGAAACAUCUUAAGAUGUCAAGGAUCUGUUGUGAAAUUGUAGAGAUUAUGACAUUUUAUGACAUGUACUCUUGCUCUACCCUUUUGAUCAUGCAACAAACCGACAGAAUGAUUGUCCACGAGAUGGCUCUACUAUUAUAUCAUGUAUGGUUCAAUUCAUGUGUCGUAUUUGAAAAACGGUUUUAACGUAUGCUAGCAAAUGACUGGGCAUUUGUAGUGUGGCGGUAGUUCACCUGUGCACAAAUAUCUUUGUCAGGAAUCUUCUGGGUAUUCUGGAGGAAAUACAACGGAUCAGUUCAACUAACUUUAAGGAAGCAAAUGAACAUGUCAAAAGUGUUUUCAACCCCACUUAACAAGGUCCCGAUAGAGACGGUUAUCAUUGACCAUCACAUCAGAGCAGUCGAAGAAAUGUAAUAAAAGGAGCAAAUCAUGAAAA